Molecule: messenger RNA, 1299 nt
Organism: Trypanosoma conorhini
Lineage: Eukaryota; Euglenozoa; Kinetoplastea; Trypanosomatida; Trypanosomatidae
Product: putative coiled-coil domain-containing protein 104
Exons: 1
Coding region: 1-1299 (432 amino acids)
Cellular component (GO): axoneme; ciliary base
Source: RefSeq, a predicted model, not a curated record
AUGGCGGACGAAGGUUGGAUCAUCGAGUCCAUCGUGCAGUUCACGCACUCGCCGCUGUGGCGCACCCCCAUCGACAAUUUUAUUGACGACAACUGUUUUCUCUUCAGCGACGAUGCGGAGAUGAAGGUGGAGCAGACGGAGGUGCAUUUGGCCUUCCGGAAGCUGGCGGACGACCUCAUCACCGCUUUUGUGGAGGAGCUCGGCGUCCCGCUGGAGACCGUCCUCGAGGUGGUGCACAGGUACGUGAAUGGCCAGACCCCGCUGCAGCAACCCGCCGAACAGUUUCUCAGCAACAUGUUUUACAUGGACGACUUUCGCUCCUUUCACAAGAUGAUGCUGAGGCGGAAUAUUCAGCUCGACAUUCUCGCCUCGCGGGCGCUGCAACGCCAGCAGGAGGGCCUCUCUGGAGAGGCGUCGCCGGAGGAAGAGGCGGCGAUGGACGAGGAGGAAGCCCUCCGCUUAGCCAUCAAGGCCUCGCUUGAGGAUGAAACGACCGCACGCAGGAUGAUGGAGCUGGAAGACGUUCAAAUACAGGAGGCCCUCGCCUUGUCCAUCGCGGCAGAAGAGGAGCGUGCCCGACGUGAGCGCGGCGGAACAGCAAGGGAUGGGGUCAAGAAGGAAGCCACUGAGGUGGAAAUGACAGGCGUUGAGCAUGCCGUCAAGGAAAACCUCAACAAUUCGGUCGAGGAGAAGGAAAAUGUCAUUGAGAAGCUGGAGGCCCGCGCACUGGAGGUGCGGAAGGAGACGUUGAUGCGCAGCGUCGGUGCAACACAAAAGUUGCCACCUUCAAGCUUGGACGUCCACCCAGCGGGGCAGGUUCACGCAACUGCGGCUGCGUCGAACCAGCAACCGGAAGCGCCUUCUGCUCCGGCCUCAGCCACGGCCAAGCCGCCUGCAAAGAAUGUGGCGCCGCCGCCGCCUGUGCCGCACGCUAAAGGCAUUGGUUUUAAGACGCUUCCUUCUAUUCAGCCUUCCUUUAAACAGUUGGAGACUGUGGUGAUGGGAACGGCGACGCCGCCCGCACCGCAGCCUGGCAAGCAGCCCGUAAACACACCGGCACCUGCUGUGUCACCUCCUACAUUGGAGGAGAUGGAGGAACGAGCACGGCACAUGCGUGAGCAGCGGGAGAAAAUCUUGAUGCGGAACAAGGCUAACAGAGAGAAGGAGUUGAAUGAUUAUUCCGCCGGUGGAGUAAAGGCCAAAGUAAAACCGAGUAGUAUUCAGGAAGGUCACAAGCAGAUGACACUGGAACUUGCGCGGCGUCUGCGGGAGGACAUUGUUCGCGAAGCCACCAAGUAG